Aspergillus fijiensis CBS 313.89 is the source of this 324-nucleotide messenger RNA. RefSeq lists its product as uncharacterized. The record is from RefSeq and is a predicted model, not a curated record. The coding region runs from base 1 to 324 and encodes 107 amino acids. The transcript is spliced from 2 exons. Lineage: Eukaryota; Fungi; Ascomycota; Eurotiomycetes; Eurotiales; Aspergillaceae.
AUGGAAGCUUUACGAGUGUCAAUCCGUCUCUUCAUCAGACGUCAGCAAGCACCAGGGAACGUCAAGAGGCCAGUGACAUGGUGGUUGCCAGUCAGAUUGCUGGCCGAGGGUACCAGUAAUGGAUCCAGUGACACCCGCUGGGCUGGGGCCACCACGGCGCCCACCGACCGGGUCCUGCCGGGAGUGGGUUUUUGGGCGAUCAUCCUCAACACUGCGUCCCAGGGUAUGCUGUUGCUCACAGUUUUACUCAAGUUGGAUGACGUCCCUUGCCCCGGGGUCCCCGGGGUUAUCCCCGCCGUCAUGCCAAUGAGUCUUGUACUUUGA